Molecule: messenger RNA, 15039 nt
Organism: Colius striatus (speckled mousebird)
Lineage: Eukaryota; Metazoa; Chordata; Aves; Coliiformes; Coliidae
Gene: NBEAL1
Product: neurobeachin like 1
Exons: 56
Coding region: 448-8667 (2739 amino acids)
Biological process (GO): intracellular protein localization
Cellular component (GO): cytosol; membrane
Molecular function (GO): protein kinase binding
Source: RefSeq, a predicted model, not a curated record
UGCGCGGCAUUGGCCGGCCACCACCCGCCGUGGUCCGGGUACGCAGUGGGGAGAGGCCGCAUUGGCGCGGGAGGAGGCAGAGGGCGCGGGAUGAUAAUGUCAGAGACGAAAGCAGUGCGACUUGCCGCCGUGUAAUUCUCGAAGUCGUCUGUGGGCUUUUCGUACGGAUUUGUUUUUUCCUUCUUCCACCAAAGGCCUGAAGCUAUGUUUGUACUUUCAGAGAUUAAAACCGAAGCAGUGCUGGCGAAGAACGGACAUGCUUGACACUUGUCUGCGGUUACUUGGGUUGUGCUACAUUGCUUACCCGAAAAGGAGGGACUGAGACCCUGUUAUUGUCAUCCUUGACUUCUCGGAUUAUGAUAUAACUGUAAUAAUAAAGCAAGAACUGCGGGAAGAGCAUCUGGGAACUGAGCAUGGUAGGAUCUUGAGCAAAAGUAGCUGGUAUCGAUGAAAAGAGGAAGGGAAGGAAUGGCAUCCCGAGAGAGGCUGUAUGAGCUUUGGAUGCUUUACUGCAGUAAGAAAGAUCCAGAUUACCUGAAACUCUGGUUGGAUAGUUUUGUUUCUAGCUAUGAACAGUUUCUGGAUGUGGACUUUGAGAAGCUGCCAACGAGGGUGGAUGACGUUCCUCCAGGAAUAUCACUACUACCUGAUAACAUUCUUCAGGUCCUCAGGCUCCAGCUGCUACAGUGUGUCCAGAAAAUGUCAGAUGGGCUAGAAGAGCAGCAGCAGACUCUAUCGCUAUUACUUGUGAAAUUCUUUAUCAUCCUUUGCAGAAAUUUGGCUAAUGUGGAGGAGAUUGGGAUGUGUUCAUACAUUAACCAUGUUAUCACCAUGACUACGUUAUACAUUCAACAGUUAAAAAGCAAAACAAAAGAAAAAGAAGUGGCAGAUCAGACCCCCAUUGAAGAAUUUGUGAGACAUGCGUUGGCUUUUUGUGAAAGUCUCUAUGAUCCAUAUCGAAACUGGAGGCAGCAAAUUGCAGGACGUUUCCUCAGUACAGUUGAAAAGAGCAGACAGAAGUAUAAACCAGCUUCCCUCACUGUUGAGUUUGUCCCUUUCUUUUACCAAUGCUUUCAAGAAAGUGAACAUCUCAAGGAAAGCCUAAAAUGUUGCCUGUUACAUCUCUUUGGAGCUAUUGUGGCUGGUGGUCAGAGAAAUGCUCUUCAAGCAGUAUCGCCUGCCACCAUGGAAGUCUUGAUGCGUGUUUUAGCAGACUGUGACAACUGGGAUGACAGGAACCCCGAGGAAGUGAGCAGGAAGGCAGAGCUGACUCUGAAGUGCCUGACAGAAGUUGUCCAUGUCCUUCUAACAAGCAGUUCUGACCAGCGGCAAGUGGAGACAAGUACAAUAUUGGAGAACUAUUUCAAGUUGCUUAAUUCAGACCAUUCAGCUUUACCUAAUGCAAGGCGAUGCAGGCAGUGGGAGAGCAGGUUCAUAGCACUACAGAUCCAAAUGCUGAAUACUAUCACAGCCAUGUUAGACUGCACAGAUAGGCCUGUUCUGCAGGCAAUUUUUCUUAACAGUAACUGCUUUGAGCAUCUCAUUCGACUGUUGCAGAACUGCAAGCUAUUUUUAAAUGCUAACAAUAAAGUGGCAGACAAGAGUGAGAAAGACCUUGCCAACAAAUUACUGACAGAAAUGAAUGAGGACCAGGUGUUUCAGGGACACCUAGACUGCUUGGCAGUAUCCACCAUUCAAGCACUCACAGCAGUAAUGCACAAGUCUCCAGCUGCUAAGGAGGUCUUCAAGGAGAGGAUUGGUUACGCGCACAUAUAUGAGGUACUAAAAUCGCUGGGUCAACCCUCACGGGAAUUACUGGAAGAACUUAUGAAUAUGUCUGAGUGCUCUGCUGUUUUUCAGGCUGUCGAAGGUGACCACAUGGCUGUUGGGAUCCUAGGCAUUAGUAAUGUGCAGCCCUUAUUGCUGCUUAUCCAGUGGCUUCCAGAGCUAGAAUCACAUGACCUGCAGAUUUUCAUCUCAAAUUGGUUGAGGCGGAUCUGCUGUAUUAACAGACAGAGUCGAGCCACGUGUGUCAAUGCCAACAUGGUCAUCCGUAUCAUUGAGACGCUGAAUUCCCGCUCUGCUCUCCAUUGUACUUGUGCAGAGAACCUGAUUGCCCUUCUGGGCUCUUUGGGGAGUCAGUCAAUGGGCUCGGAAGAACUGCUGCAACUAAUACGGCUCCUGAGGACUGAGGAGCCGAAAGGAGCUCAUCCGUACGUGGUUCCAGUGAUGCGAGCAAUUCUGGCGAUGGCCCGCAAGCAGGGCAUGGCUAGUGCCUUGCAGUACUUCAACCUGUACCACAGCAUGGCCGGGAUCGCUGUGCCAUCAAUUCAUAAAUGGCCAGGCUCUGCAUUUUCUUUCAAUGCUUGGCUCUGCCUUGACCAGGACCAGGUGGACCCUAGCACAUCUAGCAAAAGUGGCAAGAGGAAGCAACUCUAUAGCUUUUUUACAGGAAGUGGUAUGGGUUUUGAAGCAUUUAUUACAUGCUCUGGGGUACUGGUGGUUGCAGUUUGCACGAAGAGGGAAUAUGCAACAGUGAUGCUGCCUGACCACUGUUUUUUUGACUCUCUCUGGCACAACAUAACUAUUGUUCACAUGCCUGGAAAGAGGCCCUUCGGUCAGAGUCUUGUCUACAUCUAUGUCAAUGGACAGCAGAAGGUCUCUGCCCCACUUCGAUUCCCUGCCAUGAAUGAAUCUUUUACUUCCUGCUGCAUUGGUUCAGCUGGUCAAAGAACAACAACUCCUCCUCCAUCUCAGAUACCAGACCCACCUUUUUCCUCCCCUAUUGUGCCCCAUCGGACAUCACUUGGGGGCAUCCUCUCUACAGGAAGUUGGGGUGGGAUGCUUGGAAAACCAGAGCUCAUCACCAAGAUGAUCUCAGCAGGGACUCAGGACAGUGAAUGGGGAUGUCCAACAUCUUUGGAGGGCCAACUUGGAUCAGUUAUUAUCUUUCAUGAAGCACUGCAACCUCCUCAAGUGAAAGCAUUAUAUUUAGCAGGUCCAAACUGUUUAACUCCAUGGAAAUCUCAAGAGGCAGAAGUAGCAGAUCUCCCCAGUAAGGUGCUGCUUCAUUAUACUCCAAAGGCCUGCAGAAACCCAAUUUGUCUUGACUUGUCUACAAAUCUUUUACAUGGAAGACUAACUGGAAACAAAGUGGUAAACUGGGACAUCAAGGAUAUGAUCAACUGUAUUGGUGGAGUAAAUGUCCUGUUUCCAUUGCUGGAGCAAAUCAGUUUUCUUGGUGGACAGAUGCCUGAGAAGUCUGAAGGGGAUACUCUACCUCCAGAACUAGUUACCCCUGUAGAGGGAGACUGGGUGGUAUUGUCAUCCACAAAGGCAUCAGAAGCACGCCUGGAGAAGAACAUAAUUGCAACUUUCAUCUUGGUGAUCAAACACUUUAUUCAGAGACAUCAUGUUAACCAAGAGAAUCUCAUUCACUCCCAUGGAGUUGCCACCCUAGGAGCCUUGUUACAGAAGGUGCCAAACAACUUAAUGGAUGUGAAUGUACUAAUGGCCAUACAGUUGCUGAUAGAACAAGUCUCAGUAGAAAAGAACAUGCAGCUUUUGCAACAGAUGUACCAACACUUACUCUUUGACUUCAGUAUCUGGAACAGUGGGGACUUCCCCUUCAGAAUUGGGCAUAUACAAUAUCUUUCUACAAUCAUCAAAGACAGCAGAAGGCUCUUUAGAAAAAAAUAUGGUGUGCAGUUUCUUCUAGACACACUCAGGAUUUAUUAUGGGAGUGACUGCAAAGACAGCAAUCUGGCUCCAGAUGACCUGAGAACAAUACAGACCUCCCUCUAUGGACUGAUCAAAUAUUUUCUGAGCAAAGGUGGAACACAUGAAGAAAUACAGAGCAUUGUAGGAUACAUAGCUGCCACCAGUGAUGAGGAGCAGCUCUGUGGAAUUCUGAAUGUUCUGUUCAGCCUACUUCAUUCCAGCCCAACCCCAGACCAGCUUUUUUUAUUGCUUUUUGAACCAGGGAAUGCUGAUAUUCUUUACGCUCUGUUAUUGCAUCAAAGAUACUCUGACAGGCUUAGAGAACUUGUGUUCAAGAUUCUGGAAGAGAUGCUGAAAUGUACUAAGGUUUAUGAACGUAGUAAGCACCGUAUGAGACUCAGAGAAAUAGGAUACUCUGGACUGGGCCUCCUCCUCAAUGAGUCAACAGUUACUGUUUCUCUUAUUAAAAAUCUUCUUAACCAAGUUCUGUACGCAGAUCCUGCUGUGAAUUACAGAGAUGUCAUAGCUGUAGUGCAUCUGGCUCAUAGAUCAGAUGUAAAUGUGAGAGUGGUUAUCUGUAGAAAGGUUUUGCACCUUUUGCAUUCCCAAUUGGAGGCAGCACAACAGAUUUCUCAGCAGCUGGGCUGGCAGGACACUUUGAUUAGACUAUUCCUGAAAGAAAACUCAGAGGUCCGAAUUGGCUUUGAAGGGAACAGGGCUGAUUCCUCAAGGGAAGAGGAAAAAAAGCCUCCUGCUGAAGAGCUUCAGAAACAUGAACCUGAUGAAACAGAGGGAGACAAAACUGGCAGCUUUUCAUCUGUUAAUGGUCUGUUUGAUCAGUGGAGUUUAGAAGACAACAAAUCCCUGUAUGUCCCUGCUCAUUUCUCUGUUAUGCCACUGGAAGAUGCAUCCACAGCAGAGAUGUCUUUUAGGUCAGAGGACCGAGAAGAAUUGUGGCACAGUAAUCCUUCACAUUUGAGUUUAGAUCUGUCCAGUGUUGACUCUUAUGAAUUGGGUGAUCUUUCAAAUCGGAUGACAGACAGUCAGCCCAGCACACCAUCACCUAUAGAGGACACAAAACCAUUCUCUGGGCAGCCUGACAGAGAACUGGGUGCCAUAAAUGAUGUGGGCUUCACAGCUGAUCUUUCUGUAUUUGAAAACCAAGGAGGAGGUGAUAAUGAACUUGUGCAGUUACUUACAGACAUCCUACUAUGUGUAAUGUGGAAAGGGAUUGAAAAAUCUGAUGAUGAUGCUUGGAUUGAGAGAGGACAGGUGUUUUCUGCGCUUACCAAACUGGGGACAUCUAAUGAGUUGCUGUGGCCAUCUGAUGAAAUAAAACUCAACUUAUUGGAGAAGAUGUUAGAAUGGUCAGUCACUGAGAACAGAGAUUCAAAAGCUCUCCCUGCGCAUGCUGAAAAUGCCUUCAAACUCUUGCUGAUCGUACAAGAUUUCCUGCAGGCAGAAGGACUAGUUAAUUCUAGUUUAUGGACAGAAAAGCUCUUGGAAGAACUAGUGACUCUCAUGGAUAGCCUGUCAGUCUGGUACUCUACAGGCCUAGAAGCAGUCAGGCUUUCACAGGUGCAAGUUCAGUUGCUUCUUGGAUUCAUCGCACAAGAUAAUUUACAGGUCUGUGCUAUGGCAGCAGCCAAACUAAACACCCUCCUUCAGACCAAAGUAAUUGAGAGCCAGCCUGAAGCAUGCUACCUCUUGGGGAAGCUGGAGGGCAUUUUGAGUAGAUCAAUUGCAGAGAAGACAGAAACUUACUCAUUUUUGAUUCCUCUUGUUCGGACAUUGGUAUCCAAGAUUUAUGACCUUCUCUUCAUGAACUUGCAUCUCCCUUCAUUGCCGCCUACCAAUGGCAGCCCAUCUUUCUUUGAGGACUUUCAGGAAUAUUGCGGUUCUGAUGAGUGGCAAGUUUAUAUUGACAAAUACAUUAUUCCAAAUAUGAAGCAGUAUGAAGAGAAUUCAUUCAGACAUGAUCAUGAGCAGAUGGCACUUUAUUGGAAAGAUUGUUAUGAAGCAUUUAUGGUGAACAUGCACAAGCGAGACCGGGAGAGAGGAGAAAGUAAGCUUAAAUUUCAGGAACAUUUUGUGGAACCAUUCAGCAGGAAGGCUCGACAGGAAAAUCUGCGAUACAACAGUAUGCUAAAGCAACUUAAUAAUCAACACAUAGCUACUCAGAGACAGUGGAGAGCAGCUCAACUUUACUUGCAUUCUGAACGUGGUCCUUGGUCUGAAAUGAAACAGCAGCCUAUUCACUGGAAACUUUCAAAUGUGGAAAACUUUUCACGUAUGAGACUAAAACUAGUGCAGAAUAACAACUUCAACUCUCAUCAAGAUGCAAGUGACCUGAGAGAUAAUUUAGGUGUGCACCAGAUGCAGCCCUCCAGUGGGUCUUUGCUUCUGGAGGUGGUGAAGCAGGUGAAAGUGAGUGACUUGGAAGACGAUAUUCUUGAACUACCAGAAGAUGACAUAGUAGCCAGUUCCAAUUUGGAUGAGAAGGACGAGCAAAGUCAGAAAGAAAAGCUGGUAUUGUCUGAAGACUGUGAACUCAUUACAGUAAUUGAUGUGAUACCUGGCAGGCUGGAGAUCACUACCCAGCACGUCUAUUUCUUUGAUAGUAGCACUGAAAAAGAGGAAGGGGUAGGUUUUGAUUUCAAGUGGCACCUUUCUGAAAUUCGAGAGAUACAUUUGCGUCGGUACAACCUGAGGAGGUCAGCUUUGGAGAUCUUCCUUACAGAUCAAACCAACUAUUUCCUUAACUUCAAUAAGGAGGUACGAAACAAAGUCUAUAGUCGAAUAUUGUCACUGUGUUCUCCAAAUGUUUCUGGGACCAGAUCUCCUCAGGAACUUUUUAAAGCUUCGGGUUUGAUGCAGAAAUGGGUGAAUAGAGAAAUAUCCAACUUUGACUAUCUUAUUCAGCUGAACACAAUGGCAGGACGAACCUACAAUGACCUUGCUCAAUAUCCUGUGUUCCCCUGGAUUUUAAGAGAUUAUACUUCAGAAGAAUUAGACCUGAAUAAUCCUGCAGUCUUCAGGGAUUUAUCUAAACCUAUAGGAGUGGUGAAUGAGAAGAAUGCUAAUACUGUGAAAGAGAAAUAUGAGAAUUUUGAGGAUCCACUUGGGAUGAUUGACAAAUUUCAUUAUGGGACACAUUACUCAAAUGCUGCUGGUGUCAUGCAUUACCUCAUUCGGGUAGAACCUUUCACAACACUUCAUAUCCAACUUCAAAGUGGCAGAUUUGACUGUGCAGACAGGCAAUUCCACUCUAUUCCUGCUACCUGGCAGACACUCAUGGACAACCCCAAUGAUGUCAAGGAACUUAUCCCAGAGUUCUUCUACUUUCCAGAGUUCCUGGAGAAUCAAAAUGAUUUUAACUUGGGUCAGCUUCAAAUAUCCAAAGAGGUGGUGAAUGAUGUUAUUCUCCCGAAAUGGGCCCACUCCCCAGAAGACUUCAUUUAUAAACACAGGAAGGCUCUGGAAUCUGAGUACGUUUCUGCACAUCUUCAUGAAUGGAUAGAUUUGAUUUUUGGCUACAAGCAGAGAGGACCAGCUGCAGUGGAGGCACUCAAUGUGUUCUAUUAUUGUACUUAUGAAGGGGCAGUGGACUUGGAUGCACUAACAGAUGAGAAAGAAAGGAAAGCUUUAGAAGGGAUGAUAAAUAAUUUUGGGCAAACUCCUUGUCAGCUGUUAAAGGAGCCCCAUCCGCAAAGGCUGUCAGCAGAAGAGGUACUGCAAAGACUAACUAAAAGUGAUACCUCUACUCUGAAUCUCUUCCAACACCUCACUGAGCUGAAGUCGUUCUUCAUAGAGGGAAUCAGUGAUGGUGUGCCCAUUGUCAAAGCUGUUGUCCCCAGGAAUCAGUCACGUUCCUUUAUUUCUCAGGGAAGCCCAGAGAUCCUGGUAACGGCGAGUCUGAACUGCGUUAUUGGAACUCACGGUUGGCUACCUUACGAUAAAAAUAUCUCCAACUAUUUUACAUUCAUCAGAGAUACCACAGUGACAAAUCCCAAAACACAACGUAAUAUGAGUGGGCCUUUUGCACCUGGACUGGAGAUCACCUCCAAGUUGUUUGCUGUAUCUCAUGAUGCAAAACUGCUGUUUAGUGCAGGACACUGGGACAAUAGUAUCAGAGUGACAUCUCUUGCAAAAGGCAAGCUGAUCGGACAGCACGUCAGGCACAUGGAUAUUGUAACUUGCUUGGCAAUAGACUACUGUGGAAUCCAUUUAAUUUCAGGCUCCAGAGAUACCACCUGUAUGAUAUGGCAAAUAGUUCAGCAGGGAGGAGUGCCUGUAGGCCUGGCACCUAAGCCAUUACAGAUCCUUUAUGGGCAUACCGAUGAAGUUUCGAGUGUUGGCAUCAGCACAGAACUGGAUAUGGCAGUGUCAGGAUCCAGGGAUGGGACCGUUAUUGUCCGCACUGUUCGGAAAGGUCAGUACGUGAGGACUUUGCGACCGCCUUGUGAGAGUUCUCUCCUGCUGACUGUUCCCAAUCUGGCUGUGUCUUGGGAAGGCCACAUAGUUGUCCACACCAGCAUAGAAGGAAAGAGUACUCUUAAGGAUAAGAAUGCGUUACAUCUCUAUUCUGUCAAUGGAAAGUAUCUGGGAUCUGAGACUCUGAAGGAGGAAGUGUCAGAUCUGUGCGUGACUGGCGAGUAUAUUGUGAUGGGCAGCUUACAGGGAUUUCUUUCCAUUCGGGAUCUCUACAGCCUGAGUCUGAGCAUCUCCCCCUUAGCCAUGCGACUGCCAAUUCAUUGCAUUUCUGUCACCAAAGAGUACAGCCACAUCCUUGUUGGCUUAGAGGAUGGCAAGUUGAUUAUCGUUGGUGUUGGCAAGCCAGCAGAGAUGCGCUCAGGUCAGCUUUCCCGAAAGCUGUGGGGAUCAAGCAAACGGCUCAGCCAGAUUUCAUCAGGAGAGACUGAAUAUAACACUCAAGAUUCCAAGUGAUUGCUGCUUCUACCUUCUCUCAUGGAUUCCAGAAACAUGUUUCUUUUGGUCACUUUAAAUGUGUAUCUCAACUUUUAGGGGCUUGGUUCCUAAGUCUGAUGAUGACAAACCUGGGAGAGGUAUAGUAAUAAGCAUAUGUACUCUUGCAAGUUAGCUUGCUUGCAUAUUUUUUCUUAACUGUGUUGACUUGAUCACAGCAGAAUCCCUCUCUAAGUAGCUGCUAAGAACUGUGUUUCAGAAAAAAAAAAGUGAAGAAAAACCAAACAACGUAAACACUCCAAACCCAAGCUUGCUAAUUGAAUUUAAGAUAAGUAGCAUUUGAUUUUAAGCUGAGAAGAGCCAAUGCUUCGUGAUCACAAAGAUGAUACUUGGCUUUGCUUUGACAGCAUUGCAAUUCCCCAAGAGUAAAUGAAAAUUCUGGCAGUUGCAGUGGUCUAAUUCAAAACUAGGGUAGCUGACAGUUAUGACAUUUUCAAUACCUUUUUUUUUUUAGCCAAAUGAACAAUUUAUUGUAAUUUAUUCCUGUAAAUGGCUAUUGCUAUCUUCUUUUGUUUAGUUCCAGUUUUAGGGUGUUCUGCAAGGGACAUCUGUGUUGCACUACUUGAUUAUCAUUUUAAAAUAAUGAAUAACUUCAGAUGAAUUGAAAGUGGUGAAGGAGCUAAAGGAGGUAGGAAAUACUUGCUGCUGAAAAUUAUUUAUGUUGUCAAGUUGACUAAGACACACACCAAGAAAUCCUAUGAUAUGUUAAAUAUCCUGAAGAAACACAGAGGAAGAGUCAAUAUCGAUAUAGGUCCAAGAUCAAUCUGCUUCAUUAGUAAGGCAACUCCUACAAACAAAAGACAAAUUUCCACUACACAGUCACGUAAACAACAUUGCAACGCAAUUUAAUUAAUUAUUGCCUGUUUGUUUCUUGGCUUGGCGUUCACUAAACCAGUUGUUAGCAAUAUGGAGGCAUUUUUUUUCUGUAAAAACAAUCAGGGAAACAGAUAAUGUAUCCAUUUUCAAGAUGUGUUUAAGACCUGGAAAAAGAAACUAUCAGAUCCUUAUGUGUGCUAUAUUCAACAAUAUAUUUAUGGGGUGUAUGCUAUAUUUUGGAGAAGCCAUUACUGAUUUUUUUGGGGGGGAGAGGAGUGUUAGUGAUAUGUGAUGAUAGAACGGUGUGUGUGUUCCUAUCAUUGUGACCUUUUAAUAAUGUUAAUGGAUAAACCCCAUAUUGUUAGAAAAGCCUGGUGCUGAGGAGCACAUACAAACUGGGUGAAGGUAUGUGUGCAUGUGUAUAUAUGUGUGUAUGUUUGUGUAUAUAUAUGUAUAUACAUGUAUGUAUGUCUAUUAAAAGGAAAAAAAUACUAUGAGGUAAGGGGACUAUAGAUAAAAGGCAGAGCUAUAAGUGAUUGUUACCUAGUAUGUUCCCUUUUGGCUACCCCUUUCUUCCCUCUACCAUCACUUUUCUUGUUAUUUUUAUUUAUUUAUGGAAAUGAAUGUGUGUUGUAUCUCCUAUAAAUGUUAUCAGAUAUUCCCUGUGGCUGGGGAGCUGUUGGACUACCUGAGGAACUCCAUAUUGUAUCUCAUUUCAUUAACUUUUAGCAUAAUAUAUAUGAACUUUGUAGAAGUAGUAAUACCUCCAAUACCCUGCAAAAGGAUAAGAAUUGUUUUCUCCUCCUCAAUUUCUUUCCUAGGGAAAAAAAAAAAGUCUUAGUGGCUGAUUAGUGUGUUCUGUAAAGAAAGUUGUGUUGCUUCUUCUUAACUUUCGUAAAGGAAAUAAUAAAUCAGACUAGUGAACAAGUGGGUCUGUGCAUAGUUGCAAUAUUCUAACUAAUCACUGUGACAGACUGGAUUGUCUGGAGUUAGGAGAAAAGAAUUACUUCCCUGAGUUACUUGCCAAGAGAGAAGAGAGUGUUGCAUUUCUAGAAGUAGAGUAGUGUGAGUUUUGGGGUUUUUUUUUCCAGGCUCCAUAUGUGUAAAAAAACCCCCACAUUACAUAUUUUCAAAUAAGUUAUGGAGAAGUAAAAAAGUAGUAUUUUUAAUCAAUUAUCUAUCCAGUAAAAACACUAAGAAUACUCUGAAAGUAUUGUAUAUAUGAGAAUGUGAACUAAGUUAGUCCAUUGUGAUUUCAUGAAGAGAGAGCUUUUUCCAGUUCAGAAGAAAGUCAGCUCAGAAAGUGAGAUUUUACUGUAAUAUGGGAAGUUGAACUCAUUUGGGGCAUUGAGUUGAUGUUUUUUUUUAUAAAUAUACAUAUGUGGUCUGUUUAAAUGUGUAUAUGAGGUAAAAUGUUUACUUGCAGGGGAGAGGACAGGAAAUUACUUUGAGUCAGGCUAGCAGAAUCAAGUAGAAAAAUUGAAGAGGUUUUGUAGUGUUUGGUGAGAGCACAGCUUUCUGUCACUUGCACAGUGGGGUUCACACAGGAGUUUGAAAACAGCAUAUUGUGAGUUACGUAUGUUUAUACAAUAGUUUCAUUCAUGGUUGUGGUAGUUUAAUAUUAAAAAAUACUGGAUACACUGUUGUCAGCUUACGUAAAAUACGAUGUAUUUGCAAUAAUUAGGGAUGAAAUGUUAUGGUGGAGAGCUUUGCUAUUCGAAUAUCAUCAUUUCAGUGCAUCACAAGUGUUAAGUGAUCUUCACAAAUAUGUGAGUCAGGUUUAAAUAUGGACAGUUCUUUGGCUUUCAUCUUAAGGGUACUUUGUGUUCAGCACAAAGCAGUGGCAGCAGAAUGAAGAUGGGGACAGGUGAGCUCUGAGCUGCUUCCUACACUUCAUGUUCUAGGUAGAAUGGCAAUGUCUAUUGCCUUUUGAUCUUUUAUCUGGUCCUUGAGGAUGGGAGGCAUACACCAUCCCACGCUUAGCAUUCUUGCCAGAGGCCCUCUAGAAAGACUCCCAUAGGUUUGAAGGUCUGCACUUUGCCUUUAUCUAAAACUAGCUGUAAAUAAAAGAUAUAGGUCUGAAGUGUGAGAUUUAACUGGUAUGUUGUUUCUUUUGGUUUUAACUUAUUUGUGUAUAUCUCUUCAAAAGGAGAAAAUAAUGUUUCUGAUCAGCGUUUACGUUGGUUCAGCUGCAGUCUGUUGUGCAGUGUACUGUGACUUAGUGAACUGACUUUCAUAAUUCUCCAAUUUCUUCAAAUCAAAAAAGCUUCUGAUUACAUCUGUUUUUUUCACAUAGUAUUGGUGAAAUAAGGUUCUCCUUUGUUUUUUAACUAAGAUUUAUUUAAGUAAAGUAAAGCUGUGAGUCAAGAGAAUCCUGAUUAGAAAUUCAGAAUAAGCAAGUCUUAAGCAACGGUUGUUUCAUAACACUACAUUUGUCAAGAUUGUCUUGGUGGUAUCUUCUUAAUUUCUGGAACAACCCUUAGGAUAUUUAUCAAAGUUUAAGAUAUACUUAUCUUUGAAGCUGAGUGAGUAAGAAAGAGUGUAAAUAUAUAUAUAUUUCUAAAGGAAACUGAAAACUCUCUCUUCAUACCUGUAUGUAAAUGAGAUCAAGUAGUUAGCAGUAUAUGUAACUUCUCUGUAGCACAAUUUUGAACUUUCAUACCAAAGGAUGAUAUUUAGAAGACAUCUCUCCUUUAUUUCAAGUCAAAUCCUUGUUAAAUAUCUCUUUAUCAAUUCACUUAUAUUGCCUGAUAAUAUUUUUAGUUGUUUUUUUGUCUAUAGUGAAGAAUCUCAUCUAGCCUCUGAAGGUUUUGUACUACACAAGCAUUCAGAAAGUGCAAUGUUUGCUGUUCAAGUUAGCAUCUGACUGAUGCAUAUUAUUCUGUAUCCAUGUACCUAUCUAAUACUCACAGGAUAUAUAGAAACCACGUCUUCUAUCAUUCAUGUACCUUACCAACACCAGCACAAAAUAACAAUCUCAAACUAACUGCACUUCUCCUGAUGCGCAUAUUGGGUUUUAGGAAGCCUGUUUGAUUAUUAACAGAAAAAUCAAAACAGAAACCCAAGCAGUAACACCCCACACAUAUUGCAACUGAUUUGCUAAUCUUCAGCAUUGAUAUAAACAAUUUUUUUUCCCCCCUGAUAUACUUUAGACCAUGAAUAUCAUCACAAAACAAGUUUAUCAAAAUCUUUACAGGCUAUAAAUAGUCUAGUCUGUUGGGUGCUUUGUAAGGAUCUUCUUUAAAGUUAUGUUUCCAUGUCAUAACUUCUGUUAUGAAGUGCAAAGAACUAACUUUGUGCACUGUAAAAGUUUUGUUUGAAUCUGAAAACAGUCCUACAUCAGUUUUCUUUAAGGUAAUCCUGCAGGAGUGAUACAUUCAUUUGUAAUCCACAAUAAUAAGGUAGGUCUUCUAACUCUUGCCUUAGUCAAUGGGAACUGUAUACCUCACUUCCCUGGUCCAUGUCUCCUUCCCGUUUUCUCUGGAAGUCUUUCCCAAUCUCAGUUAGCAAAAUCAUUAGAAAGUAUAUGUACAGCAACCAAAUACUUUACAAAGCUUUCACUGUGUGCAUAUAUUUAGUUGAAAAUGUACAUCUGUAUAUGGAUUAUGGUAUGCUAGGGAGCAGAGGAGGUGUUAGUCUCCUUUCACUCCUGCAUUGAGAGCUUGCUCUGUGUUGUCACCUGAAGGUACUCCUCUCUUCCACUGUUAAAGGCACCUUGCUGGAUAGGUUAGAUGCUGAGGCUAGGCACUGGGAAUACUUUUUUUUUUCCCCCUCUUUCAAAGAAACAAAAGCAAAACCCCUCCAAAAUCCCUACCUUGUGUAUCCCAGUGUGAAUGGAAGAUCUGAUCUAAUAAAUACUGGUAGAUGAGAGCACUACAUAGGGCUACUUUAAUUGGGUGCAAAAUUAAGCACCUUCUUCAUUGCUUUCUAGAAUAGGCUUUUCAUGCUAAAAAGCUAAUGUUUUAAAACCUGUGUCAAUUUCAGCUGUUGACACCCAAUAGUCUCCUUUGGAGGAGAGAAAUAGUUUUUGUGCUGUCACAAAAACUUCAUUGUGUACUCAUGUUAGAGUCAAUUGAAGUGUUUGAAAUGUCUUUCCUCCCAAGGAGAUGGAUUCUCCUUCCUACUAAUUGCCCUUGUUAGCACGAACUUUUAAAAGAAACAAGGGAUUUCUGAGAAGCUACUUGCAGUUAAAAAGAAAAUUGUCUCCUUCUUCAUUGUUAGUCAUUAGAUGUCUGAAUGCAGAAAGGUCCCUGAGUAGGAUGCUCUGCACAUUUUGAGUUGAGUGCUCUUCAUCAUCCUGCAGUCUUGAGGACCCUAUAUGCUUAAACUGCUUGUAGUGUUUAAUCAAAGGUUUGCUUUGGUUUUAAUUCACCUUUUUGCUGUGCACCUGUGGAAGAAAACUGAUGUGCCUUUCAUUAGUUACCACUUACCCAAAUGUUCCAGAUAAAACAGGUGUUUCACUUCUUCAGGAGAGAGUUCCUCUGCUUGUGUGUUCUGUUUUUGUCUGUUGGACUUGAGGAAUUUGACAAGUAUUUUGAGAGCUUAGAUCUGUGAUUAUACUCAGCACAGACACAAUUUCAUAACAUGUCUUCUGUCUCUGCACAGAGGCAUGACUGUCAGCAUAGAUUAUACUUUAAAGCUGCUAAGUUGUUUUGAGAUUGAAACAGAAAACAUCUGGUCAAUAUAUCAUAGAUCUAACAGAACAUAGAGCCCACUUGUUUAGUUAGCUUCCUGUGUAGUCCUCUUGAGGGAGACAUAUUUUUUUGCCUUGGUUACUUUAAAAAAUCAUCUUGGUUACUUUAGAAAAUCAUCUAGUCUUGCACCUGCCAGUACUGCUUUAGUCAUAUGUAGCUGUGAGCUGUUGCUUAAGGAAAACCGUGAGGGAAACUUGCCAUACGUGUUCUGAAUCAUUCCUUCACUAUGCAGGGGCAUCUUAAUACAAAAUUAGCGAAAUGCUGUUUGUAGGACUUGCCUCCCUUUGGUCAGUGUUUCUUGAUGGAAGCUGCAACGCUACUCAGUUUGCCUCUUUUUCUAAAGUUAAUGAGGGAGUGGAAGCCAAGGCCUCACAGCAAGUUAACCAUUUCUUCUGAUAAUUCUUACAGUUUGUGCAAUUAUGUGAUGACAAAUAGAUUUUUAAAUGCCAAAAAUGCCUUUUUAAAGAGUUAAAUGUUAGGUCUAAGGAGUGUUGGAAAUAUGUACUUUCAAAAAUGAGCUCUUAGGCACUGUAAUGAAUUUGCUGUCAAUCUUCUGUGCAAUAUCUUUUUCCCUUCUGGGUGCUUUAAGAGUAUACUGUAUGUCUUACUUUGUUUUGAUUGGUAUGUUUUAAGAGUGUGUAUAUUGGCUAAUGAUGGAUUUUUUUUUUUCUGUACAGCAUGGUGGAAGAUGUUUUAAAAUUUUGCACUUUUCUAGGAUUUGCAAGUUUGUAACCUGAAAAUUUUUAACAUGCACACUUUUGUAUAUAAUUAGCAUUGUAUGUAUUUAACAUGAGUCUGAAGCAAAUAAAAGUAAUUGAAUGCA